AUGCGAGCCAAAGCCAAGCUCUUCUCGCUCCAUUCUAGUCCCCAGUUGGAGGCUACUUUCAGAUUCAUUGAUCAGCAAGAACCAUGUAAAUAUCCCCUAGCAGCUGAGAGAUGUCCAGAAGGAAAAGCGUACGCUCCUUAUAAUGAUAUCCAUGAGGUGUUCGAGGAGUAUCUGACGGAAAACAAAAGUGAUUCAAUGCCUCUGUUACGCGCAUCGGAAGAAUCCAAGGGGUUUACGAAGCUGCAUUCGCCGCCGAACGUCUUGCAUCCAAGGCUGUUGCGCUUGAAUUUGGCAAUGUGCGAGGCUAACGCCAUGGAUCACACAAGCGAUCUGUUGACCAAUCGCGGCGACCUGACGGACUUAGCUCUGUCAUUUUUCCCACAUUUUGCCAACGGGUUUGAAAAGAUUCACCAUAUUGCAUACGUGAAGCACGGAAGACUGUUUUUGUGGCACGAUCGCCACAAGGACGAGACUUUCAAUUCGCUACGUGCGAGAAACAACUGGUAUAGCGGUUACAAGUUUGAAGCGGUAUGCACACACCAGUGGCCGGCAGACCGCACCGCAUGGCUUCCGUUGCCGGAGAUGAAUGGCCGGGAGGCCAUCCCAGCGCUAAGUCUGGUCAAGCUGCCGCUACCUUUGGGCGUGCAAGCGAUAAUUCUAGCGGAAUACGAUGCUACCAAACUUUCACAGAAGGGUAAACAACACAAGUUCCCCUUUGUGGAGCUCAAGUGCUUCCAGCCACACAUCCCGAGAAUCAACGACAUCGCAUGGCAAAAACUGCCGCCCGACGAGGCACUGCGGUCACUGGUGAACAAGAAAUCGUUUAUGAAGUUUUACAAGACCUGCUUGCAAUGCAAGCUGGCCGGGUGUGAGGAGGUUGUGUAUGGUGUGCGGGACUCUCGCGUAAGCCUGGUGGGGGUCCGGCGGUUCCGCGUGGACGAGAUCGAAAGACGAUUGUGCGAGCUGGACCCGGCCAUGUACCACCGCUACUACUUGAAAGCCCUGAGGAAUGUUGCAGAGUUUGUACGCCUGCUGUGUGCAGAGUGCCGCGAGGGCGAUUUUUACCUGGUGAGCAAGAAGAGUGUGCGUGCGCCGCUGAGCGUGCAAAGGAUAGCGGAAAGCGAGGUGUUGUUCCCCAUUCCCUUCACGCCGGCGUUUGAGGCAAUGCUGCUGGAGGGCGAGAAGGAGCGGCGAGACCGUGUGGGUGAAAGCUUUGGUCACGGUAGCGAGCGAGACUUUUUCGAGUUUGUGGCCCCACCGCCAGCACGGAACGCAAAGAAGACAGGCCGCGUGCCAGAUACGCAUCUGCCAGCAGAAUCUGAGACGCCUGCAACCCUGAGCCAGGAGCUCCUGGACGCGAUGGCCAAAGCCAGUAUCAGCUAG
Lachancea dasiensis is the source of this 1383-nucleotide messenger RNA. The record is from the annotation of a GenBank genome assembly. NCBI's taxonomy places the organism in Eukaryota, Fungi, Ascomycota, Saccharomycetes, Saccharomycetales, Saccharomycetaceae.